UGAGGAGUUUGGCCCCAAAAAUGAGGGGUUUGGCCCAAAAACUGGGGGAUUUGGCCCCAAAAAUGAGGCAUUUGGCCCCAAAAGUGAGGAGUUUGGCCCCAAAAAUGAGGGGUUUGGCCCAAAAACUGGGGGAUUUGGCCCCAAAAAUGAGGCAUUUGGCCCCAAAAGUGAGGAGUUUGGCCCCAAAAAUGAGGGGUUUGGCCCAAAAACUGGGGGAUUUGGCCCCAAAAAUGAGGCAUUUGGCCCCAAAAGUGAGGAGUUUGGCCCCAAAAAUGAGGGGUUUGGCCCAAAAACUGGGGGAUUUGGCCCCAAAAAUGAGGCAUUUGGCCCCAAAAGUGAGGAGUUUGGCCCCAAAAAUGAGGGGUUUGGCCCAAAAACUGGGGGAUUUGGCCCCAAAAAUGAGGCAUUUGGCCCCAAAAGUGAGGAGUUUGGCCCCAAAAAUGAGGGGUUUGGCCUCAAAAAUGAGGGGUUGGACCCUAAAAGUGAGGGGUUUGGCCCCAAAA
This is a messenger RNA of Egretta garzetta (little egret), 503 nucleotides long. Its product is annotated as zinc finger protein 768-like. Lineage: Eukaryota; Metazoa; Chordata; Aves; Pelecaniformes; Ardeidae. The annotation marks the transcript as partial. The transcript has a single exon. The record is from RefSeq and is a predicted model, not a curated record.